CCCAAAAUAAACGGGGCCUUCUAUCAAAGAAAACAUAUCACAAACCUGGAACCCUGCAAACAAACUCCAAAGUAUGAAACACAAGAAUACCAACCCCAAGAAGAGCACCGCCAAAAGCGCGCCAUCCGAACCCCCACCAAACUGGCCUGCAUUCAAACCCCUCCUCCCCGCCUCCGACCUCUACCUAGAACCCAUUGUUGACUCGCAAAUCAUUGUCACCCGCAACUUCUGGACCUCGACGCUGUGUAAAGAUUACGUCUCCUUCCUCAGAUCCCUGCCCCUGGUCACAACACCAGGGAAGCCGAAAAAGGGCGACGCUGUGCGCGUCAACGAUCGCUUCCAGAUCACAGACCCGGCGUUCGCUAACAGAUUAUGGCUGGAGACCGGUCUACGAGAGCUGGUGAAUGGGAGGACAGACGAGGAGGAGGGUGAGUCGAUGAGUAAAGAAGAGAGGACAAGACUGUGGGGCGGAGAAGUCGUAGGCCUGAAUCCCUCAAUCCGGAUAUACCGUUACACGCCAGGUCAAUUUUUCGACCAGCAUUACGACGAAUCGAACAUCAUCAACCUCCCCACCACCCCUACCACCCCCGCAAAAACAACCUGGACUCUCCUCCUCUACCUUACUUCCCCCGCCACAGGCUGUGAAGGCGGACAAACGGUCUUUUACCCGGACGACCUGCCGUUCAAGAACUCGCCGAUCCAGAAGGAGGUUGUGGUAGAGCUGGAGACGGGCAUGUUGCUGCUGCAUAAGCACGGGAAUGAGUGCAUGCUGCAUGAGGGGCGGGAGGUGACGGCGGGUGAGAAAUGGGUCAUUCGGACGGAUCUGUGCGUUAGAAGGUAGGGUCGGUGAGUGUGACGACAGGGUGGUUGGAUGGGCUCGGGUCGGCUGGUCAUGGGCGGUUAUUUAUGGUUAUGGUAAGACGAAUUUAGAGAUUAUUUACGGGGGUGAAGAAUAAAGACGGCCCUGUAUGCAAUUGAGCUUUAAUCGCUUUGCGGUAGCGUAGGUUCGAGUAAGGCCUUCUUCACGUGAGUUUCUAAGUAAUAUCAAACUCCUGGG
Molecule: messenger RNA, 1057 nt
Organism: Pseudogymnoascus verrucosus
Lineage: Eukaryota; Fungi; Ascomycota; Leotiomycetes; Thelebolales; Thelebolaceae
Exons: 3
Coding region: 74-841 (255 amino acids)
Biological process (GO): peptidyl-proline hydroxylation to 4-hydroxy-L-proline
Cellular component (GO): endoplasmic reticulum
Molecular function (GO): iron ion binding; procollagen-proline 4-dioxygenase activity; L-ascorbic acid binding
Source: RefSeq, a predicted model, not a curated record